Molecule: messenger RNA, 4083 nt
Organism: Colletotrichum gloeosporioides
Lineage: Eukaryota; Fungi; Ascomycota; Sordariomycetes; Glomerellales; Glomerellaceae
Exons: 4
Coding region: 1-4083 (1360 amino acids)
Source: RefSeq, a predicted model, not a curated record
AUGGCAGAUCCUCUCUCCAUCGCCGCCAGUGUCGCGGGCCUCGUUACUCUUGCCGCCUCCACUGCGAAACUGGCCAAGACGUUGUCGGAUCGAUACAACGAGAAAGCCGCUGCUUCAAUACGGGGAAACGUCGAGACUCUUGAUUCGGCACUGAUCCGAAUCAACAGGAGUCUCGAGCACCAAGCGUUCAAUCAUCCUGGAGAGGAAGCUCUGAGGCAGCCUAUCGAGUCUUGUGCGCGAACACUGAGGAACAUCGAGAUGCAGUUCCAGAAACUGGAAAUAAAGGGUUAUUCGUGGCAGAGCAUGAGAGAGAGGAUUGCGCGUCCGGAGGUCUUGAGGGAUAUCUCAACGCUGCAGGGUAUGUUGGAAGGGCAGAAGACAACGCUGUUGAUCGCAAUGCAUUACUUCAUUGUGUGGCGCGAACACUGGUUGAUCAUGGCGAAUAGAAACUGCACCGGCGAGAGCCAGAGCAAGAUGCUGCACAUGAUAUUCAGAGCCAUCGAGGAACUCAGAACCACCAUUGACAGAGAGCGGCCCGUGUACACGCCUUUCCAGAACAUUGGCGAUGGCGUGCUCACCAAUUUAAUGAGAGCAGACGUCGACUACGCAAGCACACCAUCUGUGGUGCAUGCACAUCCCUCCUUUGAUGACUGGCUCUCAACAUGGGCAACACCAGACGGCCAAGAUGGCCAGACGUCCUCAACUGACGAAUCAACUAAAGGAGAACGUCUGAAUCCCGAAUCUGACAUUGCGUCUAGCCGGCCGCAGAACGUAAAGUUGAUCAUCGAAGGCCUCCCGCAAUCAACCCAGGAAGGAACUGCGACAAGAGAGAUCACCACACCUGCAAACACACCAUUGUACGAUAUCAUGUUCCAACUCGAUAAAGAGUCGCUGAAACCACCUGAACGCUGUCUCUCUGACAAUCUUCAAGGAAUUGACCGAAUCUGCGGUCUCGCCAUCGUGGAAAACGGAAUCAAGUUGGCACCAUUCAUGCCUUGGAGCACCUCGUUCGUGGUGGUCACGGAGGGACUGAGUUGUUACGACGUUCAGUGUGGGCUCAAGAUUAACCGCGACGAGAGUUUGAUCCACUUCUACAAUGAAUGUAUUCGCAGACGCCUGAAUAUCACGGGAGGGGGGCAGCCGGUAGUCGAAAAGCUGCAAUCUAGCAUUGCGAUACGGAAUACCUCUGUUCCCGAACGUGCUGCAAGCGUGACGUUCCAAAGGACUUUGCGUCUUCCGGAGCGGUCUGAUCAAAACCCAAGGCAAAGGUCGAUGAGCCACCAUCUAAUGUAUGAAAAGGCUCAAGGUAUCUCAGAGUUCUUGGGCCCAUUUCCUCUUUUCGACACUAAGACGUACGGAGACAGGCUUCCGAAGGAGAUGGAAGAAAAGGGGGGAUUGUUCUUCCCAAUCUUCCAACGCGAGGCAUUUGCCUUUUCCUUCGAGGACACCAGCAAGGGUAGCAAGCGGGCAUUAGACGACAAAGAUGAUCAGCAGUUUGCCAUCAAAGUAUACUCCAGCUCCAUCAACUGCAUCUCUGGCCAACAGGUCACCGAUUCCAUGCCACAGGAGCAGGACUACAUAAUCUGUCCGAGACAGAGGAGGCUAGACGGCUUCAAGUCCGCAGACAACGAGACUCGACAAUUUGUCGCAAUGCCCUUGGGCUGGGAGUACUCGGCUGAAUACCAAUUGAUUAACAAGGAAGAAAUUGGUGGGAUUCAGCUACAAAUCGCGCCACGUCUUAGAGAUUGUGUGGAGUUCCGUGCCUUGGAUCACUUAUGGAAUUUAGGGUGGUCGUUCCGAUGCUCCGCCACAGCUUCAGAGUUGGGGCUGGCAGCUGGUUCUGUCGUUGCCAUGUCCGACUUCGACCCCGAUAUCAAGCUUCUCAAUGAGUUUGAGCACUCAUUUGCAGACCGCAGCAGGUGGCAGAUCCACGGCCGGUCCAACCCUUUGAUGUAUCCCAUGGAUGAGACUGGUCUGCAUCGCGUCACUACAGUCCAGGAUUUGCUUCAGAGAAAUGGCGAACAGUACCUAGGUCAGACCUCUAGCAUUCGCCUACAGCCUGUGCUUUCGGUGGCUUUUCAACUGAAAUUCACUAUCGGAAAUGAGAAUGCCCAGUCGGGCGAACUCAAGUUCGAUACGAGUUUCAGUUGCUCACCCUUUCUCGACUUCGGGCUCGUUGUAUCAAAGUGCCUUCACGAUCACAAAAUCAACUGCGGCCAUUGUGAGGUUUGCAAAUCAUCCAAGGUCUUUUCAAGUCCUCCAGUAUGGCAAUUCGCAUUGCUGGGAAAGAAACCCUUCAUAGCUGGCAUCCCGUAUAUUCAUCCGCCACCUUUAAUAGACAGUAGCACUGAUGAAUUAUGGUCCCCACAUCGGCAGCCAGCAUACAGCCCAGACGGCUGGGAGAUGACACUCGGAGCCGGGGCACGCCUUCUUCAAGAAAUUCACCGAGGCAAAGAGUUGAACUGGGACUGGAACAACAGUUGCUUGGUGAAUAUUCAGCUACUGAACGCGGCUGCUUUCAAAUCUGUCACGGGCAUUCCUGCUUGGACACCCAUAUCUCUGCUGGACUAUCGCAAGAAGGGGCGUCUGUUGCAGGUGCCAGUGGUAGCGGAGAGCACAGGCAAUUACGCAACGCAAGUUGCUGUGCGUGAUUUGAAGUCCAUCAGUACCCUUGACAUCACACUUUCAGACGACGUUAGAUACAAGCGUCGGAUAGUCACUUGUCCCGAAUGCGAGACGAACAUGUGCAACGUUGCAAUUUUGCCGUGCAAACAUAUCUUCUGCUCAGAUUGCGUGGGCAGUGGAUCUAAGCGCUCCUGCUUUCAGUGUGAUGGACGCUAUACGGGCCAGAUUAUCUUCUCCGGCGCUAUGGAAUCACCGUUCGGGAAGCCAGCCAAUAUGGUCUCUUCUUGGGCUCUCUCGACUUAUGAAUUACUCAAGCAACUGCAGUGCGUUCCCGGGUACGAUAUUGUACAGCCGCCUUCACGGGAAAGCCCCCAGACUGUAGCGCAAAAGCUUUCACGGUUGAGUUGGGGAGAUCAGACUUCUUUCUGGUUCAACUUCAUCAUUUCCACCUUGAACAAGACGGAUAAGCGGUCACGGUCGUCAAUGGCCACAAUACUGGCGAUCGAGAAGGCUCGAUCUUCCAACAUACAUCAACUUGAGUCAUUGCUCCCGCUUCUUUCGAAGGCUGAUUUCUUGAAUGAGAAGGAUUCUGACCAAACACCGCUACUGGAACUCAUCGGCCUGUCGCUGAAGAAUGUAAAUAGCUCCGGGGCACAGAAUCACGGCUGCAGUCCAAGAGCGUCUACGUGCCUCGAGGCUGUGAUUGACUGGAUGGAGACCGAAUCCAUUGGACCAGGCGAGCUGCUAUGCUGCGGUAUGGACUUGAAACCAUGGCUUCGUUCCCAGAAGACACCAAGUCUGAAGUGUGUGACCCGAUUCUUGAAACAAGGUGGCAGGUCGUUUCUCAGAGAUUAUGGGUUCAACCGUGAGGAUCUUCAACUGCCGGCCUCUCGGGAAGUCAGAGAGUUGCUUCUCGAGGACUUCAUAUCCAACGGCUUCGACCUGAACGCUCGCGAUGCGCAAGGUCGCACUAUCCUGUGGACCGAACGUCAGCUGACACACAUGUUCCUGGACAACGGUGCUCGCGUGGACAUACCGGACUACCAUGGCAACACCAUACUUCACUCCCUAGUCCAGAAGCAAGAUCCUACAAGCCUCCAGAACAACCAAGGGCCAUUGGAAACUCUUUUGCACCACGAAAAGGGAAGGGAAGCGGUGAACGUGCGCAACCGGGACGGACUGACCCCCUACCACCUUGCCCUAGGUAUUGAUGCGAUUCAUUACUGGGACAUUUACACGAGGCUCCUCGAGAACGCUCAAGCUGACGUAAAGAUCACAUUUCCAAAAGGUGUCCAUCGGAAGGAGCUAAUGUAUAGCCUGGAGAAGUGGCGAGCAGGGGUGGCAAGCGUCGGUGCAUUCAGGAGGCCAGCUGCCGAGGAACGCAUCUCGAGGGCGCAAUUGGUGAUUUCAAACAGUUGGUCGCAAGAUAUAAGCUCUUUUAACACUACGGAGUCUUGA